Paraphaeosphaeria sporulosa is the source of this 4704-nucleotide messenger RNA. Its product is annotated as acetyl-CoA synthetase-like protein. Gene Ontology annotation, molecular function: catalytic activity; phosphopantetheine binding. The transcript has 3 exons. Gene Ontology annotation, cellular component: cytoplasm. The record is from RefSeq and is a predicted model, not a curated record. NCBI's taxonomy places the organism in Eukaryota, Fungi, Ascomycota, Dothideomycetes, Pleosporales, Didymosphaeriaceae. Gene Ontology annotation, biological process: amino acid activation for nonribosomal peptide biosynthetic process; secondary metabolite biosynthetic process. The coding region runs from base 1 to 4701 and encodes 1566 amino acids.
AUGUCACGACGUGCAUCUGACACUCCAAACCCUGUUCGCUCCUUGCGACGUCUUUCCAUCCAGACACCAUCCUAUAUUUCCACUCCAGCAGUGUCAAUCGCAGAUGUAGUCGUGAGUCAUGUCGCUCGGCUUGUCGGCUUUCCUGUUCAAUCAAUCGACACCCAAGCCAGCUUUAUAGGUCUUGGCGGACAUUCCUUGCUCGCCGUAAAGCUCGCUGCCCUCUGCAAAAAGGACGGAGUCAAGCUUACUAUCGCCAACAUCCUUCUGAGCAGUUCCAUUAUCGAAAUAUGCUCUUCGGCAUCAUUUCUCGCGCCAGUCGCAGCUUCUCCCACAGCUCGUCGGAGAUCUUCCGUCCACUUGGCCUCAACCCCUCCAGAUUCACCUUCGGGAUCGCCCCACAUGACGGAAAUGCAGCUCUCCUUUUUGCAGAGCUACAUCAAGAACCCUGGGUCGAACAUCAUCAACUUUUAUGAGACCUACAAAAUAUGCGACAUACCCGCGAUGAAGGCAGCAUGGAAAGCUGUGAUUGAAUCCGAGCCGAUCUUCCGAAUGAGCUUUGGAGCAGAGACCGAUCAAAGUCAAGGAGCCUCUCUGUCACCGUUCAAGUGGAAUGACAUUGUCUGCGAUUCGCAUGAACACUAUCAGGCGGAACUAGUCAAAGAUAAGGCUCCAAGCCACAUUGAAUGUUCCUUCGAUUGCAUUACGAACCCUAUUUCCUCAACCAGCACCAUUGUCUGGCGUGUUCAUCAUGCCUACAUCGAUGGAAUGUCUGCCCAGCUGGUGUAUGAAAAGGCCCGCAUGUGUUUGAUGGGACAUCGGCCCACAUCAGGAGCCGAUUUCAAUAGCGUCAGUAAGGGCGUUCAGUCCCUUCAGCAUGCCAGCAGGGAGAGCAAUCAAGCUUUUUGGAGACAUCAAAUAGAAAAACAUCCUCAGCCAGUAGGAGAACUUGCACUGAAAGAACCAAAGGUCCCCGCUUCAGCUGCCGCAAUCGAGAACGUCUCGUUUGUCAUACCAAUCAAUAGAAUCUCAGCCGCAGCCCGAAACGCAGGCGUUUCUCUCGCAGGAUGGUAUCAAGCUGCUUGGGCAAUGGCUUUGUCUCUUUACAGCGACUCAUCGUCCGUUGUUUUUGGCACAGUCCUCUCGGGAAGAAAUCUCCCCCUCGCUGGUGCAGACGACACAAUUGGUCCCCUCAUUAACACCCUACCUUUCCACGUAACGAUCGAUCCGACGCAGACCGUGACAGAUUUCCUGCAGUUGGUUUUCGCGCACUCAGUAGCUCUGCAGAACGUCCAGUUUUCGUCCCCUGAGGACGGGUACACCCGUUCUUUCUCCUCAGCUCUGGCUAUGGAAUUUGAUAUGGAAGCUUCCGAUGAGCAUCAUGUGAAGCCCGUUGGCACCUCCUGGUUCAGGGUCAUUCCGGAUAUGCCUCUAUCGGUGUAUCUCAGCGCAAAAGGGACCCUCCGCCUCUGCUUUAAGCCUUCAAAGUACAGUAAGCAAGAUAUGGAGUUGCUGGCUGAUCACUAUCGACGCGCCAUUCUUCUGCUAUCAAAAAAGAAGACGACAUGUAUGGGCGACCUCAUGUCUCGAUUGUUGACAAAGGGAAGCAAAGAAACGUUGAUGCGGUUCGGCAAUUGCAAUACAGAGGACACUUCUUUGAGCUCGAUAAAAGAUGACCUCGUCACACUCUUCGAGAAGGCAGCCAGGGAAAAUCCCGAUGCGAUUGCCGUAGAAAAGGGCGAUCUUUCUUUGACCUACCUCCAGUUGGCAGAACGAUCCGGUAUGGUUGCCAGCGCACUAAAGAAACACAUUGCACCAGGAGAGGUUGUUUGCGUCCACGCCGAUCGUUCAAUCAAUUGGAUCGUCGCAAUGUAUGGUGUCCUGAGAGCCGGCGGCGUCUACUCUGCUCAAGAUUCUGCAUUACGUGCCCAUAUCCGUAGCAUGAACUUUGAAACUGCUGGAGCUAAUAUCUUUCUCGUCCCAGGUGAGGCGGACAAGACCGUCAAGCCGGAAGUUUGUCAACUCUGCCUAUCAGUCGACGAGCUUCUUGAGACAGAAGUCGAGCCAGUGGCUCACCGACCAGCACCACGCCAGGAUGAUAAUGCCUACCUUUGCUUCACCUCUGGGUCUACGGGGAAGCCGAAGGGAGUCAUGUGCCACCACGCCGGUUUGGUAGCAUUUCAAAGGGAUCUUGAGGUCCGCCUAUUUGCUGCUCCUGGGCAAAAGAUUGCUCAAGUGAUGUCCCCGGCAUUUGACGGCAGUAUCCACGAGAUAUUUUCUGCUCUAUCAUACGGUGCAACUCUCGUGUUAAAUUAUGGUGCUGAUCCUUUUGCGGCACUGAGAAGGUCCAACGCAGCCACUUUAACGCCUUCGGUUGCUAAAGUCCUCGAUCCCGAGGAUUUCCCCGAACUGAAAACGGUUUACGUUGUGGGUGAGCCUGUGCCACAAUACGUUAACGACAUCUGGUCCGCAGCCACUAACAUGUACAACAUGUAUGGACCAACUGAGGCCACUUGCGGGGCGACUAUCCAACGUCUUCGCCCAGGCUUGCACGUCACUAUUGGGCCUCCCAACCCAACCACUCGGGUCUACAUUCUUGACCGCAAUCAACAAUUGGCACCCCCAGGCGUCAUCGGAGAGAUCUAUUGCGCUGGUGUUCAGGUCGCGCGAGGCUACAUGGGUCGGCCUGAUCUAACGGCGGAGAAGUUUUUGCCGGAUACCAUUUACCCUGGGAGAACCGGUGAGAUGAUGUAUCGAACAGGUGAUCGUGGCUUCUUCAACCACGCAGGCGAAGUUGAGUGUCUUGGGCGAAAUGAUCGGCAAAUCAAGCUGCGCGGGUAUCGCACCGACUUGAACGAUAUUGAAAUGCGUGUUGCUCAAGCCAUCAAAGAAUCUACUGCAGUGGCCAUUUGCCAGAAAGAGGACUAUCUGGUUGCGAUGAUGCAACCAGAGAUGCUUAAUAUUGCGGACGUUCGCACCAGAAUCUCGAGAGUGCUUCCAACACAUGCAAUCCCACGAAUGAUAACGGCUGUUUCCAAGUUUCCAAUGACGCCAGCCGGAAAGCUCGACUACAAGGAGAUCGCGGCUCGAAGUGGCGUCGCGGUGUCGAGUUCUACCAAUUCAAACCCACUUUUGCCCACUGAGAAGUUGGUCGCGCAAGUUUGGCGAGAGCUGUUGGCAUUGGCACCCACAGAGGAGUUCACUAAAACAUCGAACUUCGCAGAACUUGGAGGUCACUCGGUUCUCCAAAUUCGUCUUACAGGAAGGCUCUGCAGCGUCUUCAAGAUCGAAAUUCCGAUGGCAAAGGUAAUUCAAUGCGCAAACCUUGCUGAGAUGGCUGCAAAAGUCGACCAAUUUCGCUCUCGUUCAAAUAUCGCCGACCCAUCACCAAAGUCAGAGCGCCUUGGGGCUUUUAGAGUUUCUCCAAUAGAAGCUGAAUGGUUUGAAAAGUAUGAAAUCAAGCAAGGCUGCUCGGCCUUCAAUGUUACUUUUGCCACAAAGUUGAACCCUGAGCUUGUCGACAUUGACCACUUGACAACAUCUUGGAACGCUGUCCUGGCUCGCCAUCAGAUAUUCCGCAGCAACUACCAUCGAGAUGAAUCGCUCCCGGAAAGAGUGAGGAGAUCUUACGCACGAUACGCUCCACAGGUGGAGCAAGUUGAUCACUUCUAUCUCUCGGAAGAAGUUAAUCGUCCGUUCAAUCUUCAGCGAGAGUGUCCUAUCCGCAUUUUUAUUUCCCAUGACACCAUGCUGGUCUGUAUGAGCCAUAUCAUUGCCGACUUGACAACACUACAAGUGGUGCUCAAAGAAGUCGUCCAGUUCUAUGAUGGAUGUGGUCUUCCCAAGCUUCAGAGGAAAUAUGCCGACGUAGUGACCUGGAACAGACCCGCAACUGCCUCACAACUGCAAUGGUGGCAGGAAUACCUUCAAGGGUGUAAUACUGUGCCGCAUAACCUUUCUCAUCUGCCAAAGCGAACCAGUUACGAUGGUUUAACUCGAUAUACUCACUUACCGAAAUCUUUGGCUCAGCAAGUAUUCCAGUACUCCACAACUACGAAGACAACUCUCCAUCAAAUGGCUCUUGCUUCUGUUUCCUUGGCCUUACAACGAGAGAGCAACAGCACUGACAUUGUCUUGGGCGCUCCUUAUUUCAACAGACAAGCUGAGGAUCUGGAAACCGUUGGACUUUUCCUCGAACCUCUGCCAAUUCGAAUUACUCAUUCGGAAGAUUCUGCUUCCACCUUCAUCCAAGAUGUUCAGAAGUGCAGUCAAUCUGCCAUUGCCAACGCGAUUCCAUGGAUCCAGCUCCUGGCUUGCGUGGGCGAAACCCAACAUAACUUCCCCAACCACGCCCUCCUUGACAUUAUGGUAACAUUCCAUGAUGACCGCGGCUCACCCAAGCUCUCCAUGGAAGGUCUGAAGCCGCUUAUAGCGUGCGCAAAUGGCUCUAAAUUCCUUCUUUUGGUCGAAUUUACGGCAAUUGCAGAUGACUGCGUAGUAUUAAGGUUGGAAUAUGACAACACUCAAAUCUCUAAGACGGAGAUCGCGAGAGUGGAGGCUACAAUGCUCAAGGCACUGGAGAGUAUUUCUGCAGAAACAGGCUAUAACGAGCUUAAAAAGGAGUUGAGGGAGUUCAACGAUAAGGUGGACGAUUUAUCGGAUGGAGAGUUUUUUGAUUUGGAAAUUGAGGCACUCAGACUGUAAGAC